GUAAUGACGAUGUAUUGUAUUACAGCAGUCUUGUUUGAUGGCUGCGCCAUGUUAGUAUUUUUGAAAAAUAAAAAUCUUCGAUCUCCAACCAAUCUAUUUAUCCUGGGUUUAAACGUCUGCGACUUUUUAAUGGCAACGAUUGCGGCACCACUUUCUGGAAUUUCUAGUUUUCACCAUCGAUGGUUGUUUGGAACUAUUGGAUGUACUUAUGAAGGAUUUGCAGUGUAUUUCUUGGGUCAAACAUCAAUGUACCUACUCGCCGCUAUUUCAUUUGACCGUUAUUAUGUCAUAGCUAAACCCUUACAGGCAUCAAAAAUCACUCAUCGAGUGGCCACCAUUGCUGUCUUAGCUUGUUAUGCUGGGGGAUUUUUCUGGGCGUUUGUCCCGCUAGUUGGCUGGAACGAAUAUACUCUGGAGGGAGCAAAGAUUUCGUGUAGUGUGGUGUGGGAGAGUUCGAAUCCUGUGUAUACCAGCUAUAUCUUCACCAUUUUUAUUACCUGUUUAGUUAUUCCAUUAGCUGUCAUGUUUUUCUCCUAUUUCAAUGUUUAUAUGACGGUAAGAAAACUUAGUAGAAUAGCUCGGCGGAAUUUUAGAAUCGAAAAAAAAAUGUUUAAAACGAUUAUAGCCAUGUGCACAACUUUUGUUGCGGCAUGGAUGCCAUAUACAGUUGUGUCAUUUUACGGUGCGUUUUAUGGCCAAGGGAGUGUUGCCCCAGCAUUAGGAACCAUGCCAGCCCUUUUUGCCAAAUGUGCCGGACUGUUGAACCCGAUCAUUUACGUUGCGACCAAUAAACAAUUUCGAACCGCCUUCUAUCAACUGGUGCCUUGU
This is a messenger RNA of Lottia gigantea (owl limpet), 828 nucleotides long. RefSeq lists its product as hypothetical. Gene Ontology annotation, cellular component: photoreceptor outer segment; membrane. The annotation marks the transcript as partial. The record is from RefSeq and is a predicted model, not a curated record. The transcript is spliced from 3 exons. Gene Ontology annotation, biological process: visual perception; G protein-coupled receptor signaling pathway. Gene Ontology annotation, molecular function: G protein-coupled receptor activity. Lineage: Eukaryota; Metazoa; Mollusca; Gastropoda; Lottiidae.